GUCAGUUGCACGGCUGCCCGAAGAGGCCGUCAGGUGGGAACGAAUCAGGAAGUCCAGGCCCAGGCCAGUCCGGGUGCCCCCGCCACGUGCUCCAUCUCCUCAAUCCUGCCUUACCUGUUCCUGGUCUCAUUAGUCACAGCUGCAGUCACUCAGCCCAUCAUCAUCCAUGCUGUUCUUCACUCAACAGUGGAACAUUGUGGAUUAUUGUGCCACAUCCGGUGCUCCCUCUGCCUCCUCGUGCCUCCUUUCUCCAGUUCUAAUCAUGUGACUGCAGACUUAAUCCUGACAUGUUCAGCAGCUUUGGUUCUGUGGACCGGGUCAGCCGGACUCACGGGCUGACCUUUUGAAGUGGAGGAGGAGGAGGAUGAGGAGGAGGCAGUCAUCUUCCUCCUGGUGAACUCAUGUGAUCRGUGUUUCAGCCUUCAGAGGGAAAACUGCCUGCAGGCUGCUCAACGACAGAAUCGUCGCACAUCGACCCUCAGCAUGCUGGGCGGCGCCGCAGGCAGGAAACUGGAUCUGUCCCAGCUGACAGACGACGAGGCCAGACACGUGUGGGACGUGGUCCAGAGAGACUUCCACCUGAGGAGGAUGGAGGAGGACAGACUCGGAGAGCUAAAAACUAGGAUUGAGAGAGAAGACACGAAGAGAGAGCUGCUGGGGAACCAACGCAGCCUGACGGAGUUUUACUGCAUCCGUUGUCUGCAGCCCUUCAGGCUCCUGGUCGGCAUCAAACAUCAGUGUUUGGACUGUCGGCUUCACGUCUGCAGGUCCUGCUGCCGCUACAGCAGAAAGGAGCAAGGCUGGCUGUGUGAUCCCUGCCACAUGACCAGGGUUCUCCGGAUCGGGACGUUGGAGUGGUACCACGAGAACGUCCGCGCUCGCUUCAAGCGCUUCGGCAGCGCCAAGGUGAUGAGGUCGCUGUUCAGGAGGCUGAACGGAGAACGCAGCUGCUCUCGGGGUGACCUCGGAGGAGGAUUUGAGGAGCUCAGUUUGGACUCAGACUCACAUCAUUUUAAAGAGAUGAAAAAGACCAGAAGGCGUUUAACUGUUGAUCCGUUGGAGUUUACGCUCGGCUGUGAACUCUCCAACAGACGGCCCGAGGCCCAGGCCUCAGGCACUCAUGAUGUCAUGGAUGGAGGUCAAAGGUCAUCGAGGAUUGCUGAGGCAGCUGUUUUUCACCAGAUGGUCCAGGAAGAGUCCAGAGACCUGGACGUGGAUCUGGAUCUGGACCUGYACRUGACUCCACAACAUGAGGACCUUGUGUUUGUGGAGAACCGGACCGUCCCGUCUCGCUCCGCCUCCCGGCUCAGCUACUUCUCCUGUGGUGCUGGAGGUCCCAGGGAAGGCAGCAGCUACCUGCCCGGCCUCGAUGACUCGGAUCCAGAGGACGAUCCCUACCAGCGGUACCCGGUCUAUCCUCUCCACCCGGGUCCCUGCAGCCACACGUCUCAGGAGGGUCUGGACUCACCGAGCCCAACGCCUCAGAUCACUGACCUGAACAGACGGAUGUCGGCGGUCGAGACUCUCCUAAAUCACUUAGAGCUGAAGGUCACCACAACAGACAACCAGAACUGGGCUCCGAGCCCACAGAGCCCAGCUGCUCCUCCUCCUCAGUGGGAGGAAGUGGACAUCGAAGAGCAGCAGCUCCGACAGAAACUGGACCAGCUGACAGACAACAUCAGCGACAAAAGUUCUGAUGAAGACGAGUCCAGCGGUCCACAGUCCUCCGAGGAGGUCCCAGCWCAGAGAAGCCCUCAGGUGGACCUCAGACUGUCCAGAAUCCCCACCAGACCCACAUCCAGAUCCCCUCAGGAGCAGCGCCCCCUGCAGGAGGCAUCGAUGAACAUCAGAGGCUCCACAGCUUUACUCGUGGAGCUGGAAGACAAAGUGGCUCAGGCUGCAGCCGACGUCCAGAACGUCCAGAGUCAGGUUUCUUACAUCGAGAACCGGAUCGCCGCUCUGAACACAGCCGAAGCACCGCUGGAGAAACGAAGACGAUCAGCGAUCCCGAUCCAAGCCAGACGACUUUCCCACAACUUUCCCACAAGUGGACUCGUUUGUCAGGAGCUCUGUCUGCAGGGGCUCCCUGACCCAAAGGACCCCCGUGGCAAAGCCCCAAACCCGGGCUACCUGUGCGAAACCGAUGAUGACUCCGGUCUGAUGAAGAGGAGGCUGAGCGCCGUCGAUUGAUCAGGACCAAUCAGAGAACAGAUUAGAUUUGAAUGAUUUCAUGUAUUUACUCAGAUUUAUCAAGUCUUUUAUUCUAAUGAUUUAUUUAUAUUUUAAUUGUAAUGAUUUAUUUACGUCUUAAUCCUAACUAAUGAUUUAUCUGUUUCUAAUCCUAGCCUGGUCAAUAAUCUGAUGUUUAAUCUGCUGCUGCUCCUCUGGGGUGUAAAAGUUUUCAGCUGGUCUUUGGAUCACAGGAAGUUAUUUUCAACACCUGGUUCCAACCAGAACCAGACUCAGAUCCAGGAACUGGUCCGUGUGAGGCUCCUCAGGUCCCACUGGAUCCAYUCAGCUGAGCUCUGCGUUUUUCACAGAUUAGUGAUGUUUCCUGAUCAGAUUACAACCAGCAGCUGAUAAAAGCUGUUUGAUUCACUCAGGAAACAACAAGUGUUGAUCAGUUUUAA
This is a messenger RNA of Austrofundulus limnaeus, 2630 nucleotides long. It is a transcript of the gene mlphb, whose product is annotated as melanophilin b. Gene Ontology annotation, cellular component: cortical actin cytoskeleton. Gene Ontology annotation, biological process: intracellular protein transport. Gene Ontology annotation, molecular function: small GTPase binding; actin binding; myosin binding. The record is from RefSeq and is a predicted model, not a curated record. Lineage: Eukaryota; Metazoa; Chordata; Actinopteri; Cyprinodontiformes; Rivulidae.